UCUAAAAUAUAUAGUACAUAAAUGGUACUAUCUUACUUCUAAGUAAUACAUAUAUGUUUGUAGGCCCUCUUUAUCAACUUAGUGUUCAUGGAGUUCUAAGAACCACCCACAAUACAGUUUCUAUGGAACUGGUGCUAGUUAGAUCAAUAAAUGUACACACGAUAACAACCAACUAAAAGCUCAUCUAAUAUUAAUACCUUAAUAAUUUAACUUUAAUGUUUACACUCUAGAUGUUAAAAUUAGCAAAUUUCAGGAAAAAAUGAGUAAACAAGGAAGUGAAAAGAAAAAAGAGAUAAAUUCUAAAGAUGACAAAAAAACAAAGAAGCAGACACCAACAACAAUAAAAACACGGAAGGAGGGUAAAAAGUCGAGGAACUUGGUGGAUGUAUUUAAUGAAUGUGCUAUGGAUAAUGCUUACCAUACAUGUCACAAUGUACAAGAUCUGCUGAAGUGCCGGGGUUUUCCAUGGCCACAGGCACAAAAGAAGAAGAAAAAGAAAGGUGGCAAAAAAGGCAAAUGAGAAUAAAAAUGAAUCA
This is a messenger RNA of Metopolophium dirhodum (rose-grain aphid), 536 nucleotides long. Its product is annotated as small lysine-rich protein 1. The transcript has a single exon. The record is from RefSeq and is a predicted model, not a curated record. Bases 260 to 520 code for a protein of 86 amino acids. NCBI's taxonomy places the organism in Eukaryota, Metazoa, Arthropoda, Insecta, Hemiptera, Aphididae.